Messenger RNA from Eremomyces bilateralis CBS 781.70, 408 nucleotides. RefSeq names its product UPF0041 domain protein. The record is from RefSeq and is a predicted model, not a curated record. Bases 1 to 408 code for a protein of 135 amino acids. Gene Ontology annotation, biological process: pyruvate import into mitochondria. The transcript is spliced from 4 exons. NCBI's taxonomy places the organism in Eukaryota, Fungi, Ascomycota, Dothideomycetes, Eremomycetales, Eremomycetaceae. Gene Ontology annotation, cellular component: mitochondrial inner membrane.
AUGGCGAUGGCAGCAGUCAAAGUGCUGAAUUCGCGGAUACGAUCCAAUCCAUAUCUUGACUAUGUCUGCUCAACCCAUUUCUGGGGCCCCGCUUCCAACUUCGGUAUCCCUCUAGCAGCCAUUGUCGACUUCAAGAAAGAUCCCGAGAUUAUCUCUGGGAGAAUGACGGUUGCCCUCACAAUAUACUCUGCCGUUUUCGCGAGAUAUGCGAUGGCAGUGCAGCCGAAGAAUUACCUUCUGUUCGGCUGUCAUGUCAUCAAUUUCACCUCACAAGCCUUCCAAGGAUUCCGAUACUACAACUAUUGGCAUAUGGGUGGUCGGGAGCAGACUAUGAAAGAUCAGGCAGCUCAACCGAUACAUGCUGCUGCAGAGAAGAUUAAGGAGGCGGCGGACAAGUCGACAAGAUGA